Prosopis cineraria is the source of this 1497-nucleotide messenger RNA. Its product is annotated as beta-amyrin synthase-like. Gene Ontology annotation, cellular component: lipid droplet. The record is from RefSeq and is a predicted model, not a curated record. Gene Ontology annotation, molecular function: beta-amyrin synthase activity. The transcript is spliced from 11 exons. Bases 1 to 1497 code for a protein of 498 amino acids. Gene Ontology annotation, biological process: triterpenoid biosynthetic process. Lineage: Eukaryota; Viridiplantae; Streptophyta; Magnoliopsida; Fabales; Fabaceae.
AUGGAAGCUAAGCGCGUGUAUCUCAAUGAAGCACCUUUUGUUACACCAACAAUCAGAAAUAAGGAAUGCACGAGUAUUACUGGUAAGAUGUGGUGCUAUUGCCGAACAGUUUACAUGCCUAUGUCUUAUUUGUAUGGGAAAAGAUUUGUGGGUCCGAUUACACCACUUAUUCUUCAAUUGAGAGAAGAACUCUAUCUGGAACCUUACCAUCAAAUUAAUUGGAGCAAAACCCGUCAUCUUUGUGCAAAGGUCUCUAGCUUUUUUCGUUGCUCCAUGCAAGUCCCUCUAGUUUAUCUCAUUUACAACAUUGGUCCCUCUAUUUUUGAAUAUACCCAAAAAGAUGAUGAAAUGGCAUUAAUGGAAGAUCUGUAUUACCCCCAUCCUUUGAUACAAAAUAUGAUGUGGGAUGCAUUAUACUUCUUAACUGAGCCACUUUUUACACGAUGGCCAUUCAAUAAGUUAGUCAGAGAGAAAGCAAUUCAAGUAACAAUGAAACAUAUUCAUUAUGAAGACGAAAAUAGUCGAUAUAUGACUCAUGGAUGUGUUGAAAAGAGUUUAUGUAUGCUUGCUUGUUGGGUUGAAGAUCCAAAUGGAGAUGCCUUUAAGAAACAUCUUGCAAGGGUUCCGGAUUACAUAUGGGUUUCAGAGGAUGGAAUCACCAUGCAGAGUUUUGGAAGCCAAGGAUGGGAUGCUGGCUUUGCAAUCCAAGCUUUACUUGCCACAGACCUAAUUGACGAACUUGCUCUUACACUUGCAAGAGGACAUGACUUCAUAAAAAAAUCUCAGGUUAAAGACAACCCUUCAGGUGACUUUAAAAGUAUGCAUCGUCACAUUUCUAAAGGGGCAUGGACCUUCUCUGAUCAGGACCAUGGAUGGCAAGUUUCUGAUUGUACUGCAGAGGCUUUGAAGUGUUGUCUUCUUUUCUCAAUGAUACCACAAGAGAUUGUGGGUGGAAGAAUGGAACCAGAAAGGCUUUAUGAUUCCAUUAAUCUUCUCUUGUCACUUCAGGAAAGUCUUUCACAUUAUGAUUGUGAACAUAGGAGGAGAGAGAUAGAGAAUUCUAUUGAGAAAGCUGUGAGAUUCAUUGAAGAUACACAAGCAGAGGAUGGUUCAUGGUAUGGGAAUUGGGGGGUUUGCUUUACUUAUGGCACUUGGUUUGCAUUAAAUGGCCUUGCUGCUGCUGGUAAGACUUACAGCAAUUGUGCUACAAUUCCCAAAGCUGUGAACUUUCUUCUCACAUCACAAAAGGAUGAUGGUGGAUGGGGAGAGAGCUAUCUUUCAUGUCCAAAAAAGAAAUAUGUUCCCCUCGAAGGUAAUAGAUCAAAUGUAGUACAGACAGCAUGGGCUAUGAUGAGUUUAAUGUAUGCUGGACAGGAAAUCUCUGGUGUAUUCAACAGGAAUUGCAUGAUCCAUUAUCCAAUGUACAGAAAUGUUUUUCCACUUUGGGCUCUAGCAGAAUAUCGCAAGCGGGUUACAGUGCUUUCUAAAGUUGAAUAA